Messenger RNA from Fusarium sp. VM40, 351 nucleotides. Lineage: Eukaryota; Fungi; Ascomycota; Sordariomycetes; Hypocreales; Nectriaceae. The record is from the annotation of a GenBank genome assembly.
AUGAUCUCCAAGCUUGUCCUCCUCGCUCUUCCGCUGGUCAGCUUCGCUGCCCCAACCGUCAAGCACAUCGACGGCGACAUCACCUUCUACCACCCAGGCCUCGGCGCCUGUGGCAAGGACAACGGCGACAGCAGCAUGGUUGCCGCCAUCCCAGCUGCGCUCUUCGACUCUGAGGACCUCUGCGGCAAGGUUAUCACCCUCAAGGGUGACAAGGGCAUCGUCAAGGUCACUGUUGUCGACCGCUGCGAGGCCUGCGCCGAGAUCGAUCUCGAUGUCUCUCCUGCUGCUUUCCAGUGGGCCAUUGGCUCGCUCGACAUUGGUCGCGGCAAGGGAACUUGGUCUUUCGACUAA